Molecule: messenger RNA, 847 nt
Organism: Cydia amplana
Lineage: Eukaryota; Metazoa; Arthropoda; Insecta; Lepidoptera; Tortricidae
Gene: Smug
Product: single-strand selective monofunctional uracil DNA glycosylase
Exons: 5
Coding region: 14-805 (263 amino acids)
Biological process (GO): base-excision repair
Molecular function (GO): oxidized pyrimidine nucleobase lesion DNA N-glycosylase activity; single-strand selective uracil DNA N-glycosylase activity
Source: RefSeq, a predicted model, not a curated record
AUAAAGAUAAACAAUGGAAGCUGAAGUAGUGUCUUCUUUUUUUUCUAAUCACAACGAAAUUCAGAAGGAUAUAGGCGAUGAGUUUCUAGAAGUCAUUGAUGAAUUAAAUUUCUCCUUGGAACAGCUCAAAUUACCUCGAACUGUAGAAUGCAUCUACAAUCCUACGUUAUAUGCGCGGGAAACUUUUGAAAUGUAUAUCAAAAAGUUCUGUAACACGAAAAAGGAUAUAAUGUACUUUGGAAUGAACCCUGGUCCAUGGGGCAUGUCACAGACUGGAGUGCCAUUUGGGGAAAUCAGUUCAGUCAGAGACUGGCUAGGUAUUCACGGGCCAGUAAAUAAACCUGACAAUGAAAUCAAAGACCGCCCAGUACAAGGUUUUGAGUGUUCCAGGACUGAAGUAAGUGGGAAAAGAUUUUGGGGGCUAUUCAAGGAAGUCUGUGGUACUCCGGAGAACUUUUUUAGAACCAGUUUUGUCUACAACUACUUGCCCCAGCAAUGGAUGAAGAAUAAUGGCUGCAAUCUCACUCCUGGCGAUUUUAGGGUUUCAGAAAUGCAAGCCUUAUUUGACAUCUGUGAUCCUGUCUUCAUUAAAGUCCUGGAACUGUAUGAUGUAAAAACUAUAGUAGCCAUUGGAAAAUUUUGUGAGACUAGAGCCCAGAAAGCUUUGAAGAUGCAAAGUCCACAUAAAACCUACCAGAUAGUUUACAUUCCACAUCCAAGCCCCAGAGCUGUGAACAACAAUGACUGGGACAAGAAGGCUGUAGAAUACUUGAAGAAUCUAAAUCUAAUGCAAUAUUACACAUGAAGGAUUAACAUGUAGAACAGUUCCCAAACUGAUCAUAAUCAG